AUGCCUCAAGAAAGAAUUGCUGAUGACACGAAAUCCGUCUCUGAUGUAUUCUCCAAUCUGUCGUUCAAAUUCCCUACUGAAGCUAAACUAUUCAGGCUCGGAAAAAAUGUCACCAACACCCCUCGUCCUCUAAAAAUCAUCCUUAAAUCUAAGGCUGAAGCAGCAUGCCUUCUGUCUUCGCUUAGUGAAGCUAGAAAGAGUCAUAUUAAUCUUCCACCCGGCAUCAAAUUUGUUCGAGAUAAGUCUAAACUCGAACGUAAGUUACUACGUCAACUUCACGAAGAGAUGGAUCAUCGCAAACAAAACGGGGAACUUAACUUAUCCAUAAACUACAUCAACGGAAUUCCACAAAUCAUCUCUUCCAUCUCAAAAAACCACACCAGAGGGCGUCUCUCUCCCACCAGUCAACUAGCCGCUUAA
Macrosiphum euphorbiae (potato aphid) is the source of this 420-nucleotide messenger RNA. The record is from the annotation of a GenBank genome assembly. Lineage: Eukaryota; Metazoa; Arthropoda; Insecta; Hemiptera; Aphididae.